AUGCUACCCCAACAUAUUCACGACAGAGAGUACAGACCUGGAUGGUACUUAAAAGAAAAAUUUUACGGAUGGCUCCGGUUGAUAUUUUCUGAAAAAACUUCUAGAAAUAUAUUUUUGUUCCUUUUAUUGAAUCUUUCGUUCGCAUUUGUGGAAUUAAUCUAUGGUGUUUGGACUAAUAGUCUUGGCUUGAUUUCUGAUUCCUUCCAUAUGUUCUUUGAUUGUACUGCAUUAUUAGCCGGACUUAUUGCUUCAGUUAUAUCAAGAUGGAAAUCAACAGAAACCUUUUCAUAUGGAAAAUUAUUUUUCAUCUUCUCUGAAGCUGUUGAGAGAGCUGUUGAACCUCCUGAAGUGAAACAUGAAAGACUCUUCACUGUGUCUGUGAUGGGAUUUCUUGUCAAUUUAGUUGGAAUUUUUGCUUUCCAACAUGGCCAUGCUCAUGGAGGAAAUGAUCAUGGCCAUUCUCAUUCACAUGGACAUAGUCAUGGAUUUGGCCUCCAAGAUGAAAAAGAUCACAAUCAUGAGCACAACUAUAAUCAACAUCAUGGUCAUAGUCAUGACCAUGGACAUAGUCAUGACCAUGGUCAUAGUCAUGAUCAUGAUGAGGGAAAGAGUCAUAGUCAUGAAAGCUCUUCUAAAAUUUCACAGAAACAAAUAAUGCAAGGGGUGUUUUUGCAUAUUCUUGCUGACACACUGGGUAGUGUGGGAGUAAUUAUCUCCUCUGGCUUGAUCCAUCAAUUUGGUUGGAUGAUAGCUGAUCCUAUUUGUUCCAUGUUUAUAGCAACAUUGAUUGCCAUCAGUGUCUUACCCCUUUUGAAAGAAUCAGCUGGAAUUUUAAUGCAGAGAACACCUAAACAGUUAGAUUCACUUUUACCAGGAUGCUAUCAAAGAGUUAGUCAAAUUGAAGGUGUCUAUGGAGUACAAGAACCACACUUUUGGACAUUGUGUAGUGAAGUCUACAUUGGAACAUUAAAACUUGAAGUUGCAGAAGAAGCAGAUGCCAAAUAUAUUCUUAGUCAAACUCACAACAUCUUUACACAGGCUGGAGUGCGUCAACUUUAUGUCCAACUUGAUCACAAACCAAUGUAA
Acanthosepion pharaonis is the source of this 1086-nucleotide messenger RNA. NCBI's taxonomy places the organism in Eukaryota, Metazoa, Mollusca, Cephalopoda, Sepiida, Sepiidae. The record is from the annotation of a GenBank genome assembly.